Neospora caninum is the source of this 10770-nucleotide messenger RNA. RefSeq lists its product as hypothetical. Lineage: Eukaryota; Apicomplexa; Conoidasida; Eucoccidiorida; Sarcocystidae. The record is from RefSeq and is a predicted model, not a curated record. The transcript has a single exon. The coding region runs from base 1 to 10770 and encodes 3589 amino acids.
AUGCUGGACGAGCGCUCACAGUCGAGCGUUUCGCUCGACAGCUCGGGCGGAGGGGCAGCGUCCUCGUUUCGAGACCCUGAGGGAUGUCCUCCACAGGCUGCCGCUCCAAGCAACCCAGACUUGGAGAAAAACUGCGCGUUCGACGAGAAUUCGGAGAAGACACUUCCCCCGGUCGUCGCAGCCUCUCGGGUGUCUGAAAACACUACAGAACGGAUAGCUACCGAGGAUUCCCACGUCGCCCGUGAGGAGAUUUUUGACAGGACCGCCUCUUCUUCCGCUUCAGAAUCCUUUUCGGAAGCAGAGCUUUCGGCUUCAGAGUUGACCUACCCCCCGGAGGCCUCGAAAGAGACUCUGCUGCCGACCCUUUCACCCGCGAAAGAGAUGUCGCCUGCUCUUGCGUCGGAGGCGAUGCACAAUGAAAGUCAGAACUCUCCCGCUUUCGCGUCUCCUGUCGGAAGUCGCUCCAGCUCCCCGCUUCGCUCUCCGUCCUUCGCGUCUCUUGCACGCUCCUCUCAGAUGGGACCACCGUCCUCCGAGCCAGUGUCGUGUCUCAUCUCGCCACCAUCGUCUUCGUUUAUUCCGGUAGAUCCCGCAGAGCCGGUCAGAACUGCCAAUCUCACUAGCUCCGCCAGUGCCGCGUCUUCCCCGUCUCCGUCUCGAGCUCCGCAGCCUCGCCUGGGCCGCGCCCAAGAGGGGGCUCCUGCCGCUUGUGGAGUCACCGCGGCGACGGCGCCUGCUGGGUCUCCCGAGUACUUCGAAAUCUACACUCCCGUCGCUGUUCCGGGGGAUGGGACGGAGACGGGAAGCUCGUUUCCUCGUGGUCCCGACUCCGCACCUACUUCUCUGCGAGGUUCUGUUGUUUCAUCCUGUUCAUCUGGGACGGCUGGGCGGACUGGAGUUCCGCGGGGCUCUUUGACUUCUGUUUCGGCGGCCAAGCCUGGACACUUCCCUUCUUUCAACGACUCGAAUCGGCAGUCUCUCACUUCGUUAUCUUCUGUCUCCGAUGCCUCGGACACCGCCGCUGUCUUUCUCAGCCACCUGCGAAAGGAGACUGGUGGACACAGAGAGGGGACGGCGGGCUGUGGAGACCUUGGGCGCGCUUCACGCUCUUCCUCGCCCGUGUUGUGUGGGGAGGGACGCGGGACAGGCCCGGUGGAGAAACUGACGCGCGCCUCGCGCCUGGCCUCCUUCGAGGGUAGUCUUCUCCAGCCUCUCCCGACGGGGGCAAGCACAACCGCCAAGGAAGAACCACGCACUUCCGCCGAGAAGGGCGAACUUCCAGUUUUUCUUCUUGAGGGCAACAGAGACGGAAAGACGCUCCAGGAACAUAGUGAAGAGCGCCACGGGCAAGAGGGCCCUUUCUCGCAGCUUUUGGCUGAUGCCACCGCAGAGCUACGCGAUGAAGACGCGCAGGUAGAAGAGCGAGGAGGCGAGGACUCACGCUCACUCUCGAGGGACGGGGAGGAAAGCCGUCUUCAAAGCCUCGUUCAACACGCCUUCAACUGCCUCAAUGGGGACGAGAGCUCCCCCUCUCUCGAGGAAGUCUCCGCUGAGGCCCGAGGUCACCGCGCACGCAGAAGGAGACAGUCCGUCCCUGGCUUCUUCGGUUCACAAACCUCAGACCGACUCCCCUUGCCGCGCACCCGAGACGUUUCUGUGCCCCGCGGCAGACGAGAAGUGGAAGGUCACUCGCCCUAUCGGGUAAACUGCCGGAAUGUCCUGUCGAUGUCGCUGCGCGAAGAGUCGGAGACAGAGCUUUCCAUUGCGUUCAAGCAGAGUUUGGGGCGGUUUGACGCCCAAGAGAACUCAGCCGAAGAGAGCGACAGAUCUGCGGUGGAAGGCGGCGCUGGGGGGUUCGAAAAGAAUCAGUUGAGAGAAGCGACCUCGCUUUUCCUCGAGGACGUCCAAGACAUUAUCGAUGUGCUCUCGGGUCCUCAAAGGGCGAGUGUCGAAGGCUCGGAACAACGGUUUGGAGGGCUCGAGCAGACGCAUGCAAAGUCCGAUUCGCUUUUCGAGGACCAGGCACAGAGCCUGGAGCGACGGGAGUUGGGAAAGGUCACCUGCUUCAGCAAAGAUCGCCUUUCUUGCGGGGAUGUGUCUCUGCAAAACGUGGAGCGCGAACUGCGACUCGCGGUGGGGUUUGUGGCCCCGCAGCUCUCGGCCGCUCCUUCAAGGCCUGCGGUGUCUGCGGGCCUCGGCGACGACCCUUCACAGCCAGGGAAUGAAGCGAACCGAGCAGCCACUCAAAGUCCGGUUCCUCGACAGCGAGGGUGUCUCCCUCUGCAUGCGCCUACAAGUGUCUCUCCAGCCCAGCACCGACCUCUGCCGUGUGCCGUGGGCUCGUGGACCAGCAUGUCGCACCCCGGAUUAUGUCAAGAUAGCCAGACUGUCAGAGCCUCUGCUUCUGUCUCUCUUCUGCCUCGUCUUCUUCCAUCUCCGUCGUCUUCUUGUUUGCCUUAUGGCCUCGACACGAAACCCUUCUGCCCUCAAAUUGUGCUGCCGUCUCCUGCCUCGUACGCCUCGCGGCCUUCUCCUGGAGCCCCAGAGAUAUUCCCCGCCGCGCCGCAAUCUCCUUUAAAAGACGCGAGGCAACACGGCGCUGUGGCGAGUCCCCUUUCGGCUGUCUCCCCGAGUUCUUCCGGCUCGGGCCAGAGCGACGCCUGCGUUUGGGGCGCCUGCGCGGACAGCUCGGGCGCCCUGUUUAUGACUGAGGAGGAGACUGCUCAGCUGUGGAAGGAGGCUAAAUACAGCAACGCGCUCCUGGACUACGUCGCGGCGAUCUUCCGGCGAAUGGUCGAGCUCCGCCAGCUCCUGGCUCCACAUGGCGAGCCUGUUCCGUCGCCGGCGGCAGAGGACGAGGAUCUCAUUAGUGGGAAGGAAAUCGCAGAUUUCUGGAUGACUUACGCACCUCUCCAGAACGACCCGUACCCGCACGGGGUCGAGCCGCGCCUCGCUUCUUCCUCGCCGAGACCUACUGCCGAGCUCCAUCUGGACGCUGGGCGCUUAGCGAGAGUCAUUGCUGGCGAGGAAGGUUUCGUCGACCUUGUUCGCUUCACGCGGCUCGUUGCGCUGAUCGACGGAGACAUUCCCCACAGCCUGCAGAGCGCUGCGGGUCUGCUGCGGCUUCGCCUCAUUUUCCUCUUCUUCUCUGACCUCCCGAAUGCUCGUGCACCUCUCGGCGCGGGCGUGCGAGAAGGGCCAAACCUAGACCAGGAAGGAAAAACGAAACUCGUGCACUGGCGCGAGUGGAACUGGACAGGCUUCAGGCACGCGCUUCUCCAUACCCCCGCGGUGACACAAGGCGGCGUCGCAGCGUGCCCGACCUCGCUGCGUGCGGCUCUUGCGGCGCUCGGAAAGCCUGGGCGUUCUGUAGCGACUUUUGCGGAUUUCCACGCGCUGGUCGCGCGUCUGGUUGUCCGCGGAACCUCGCGGCUCUUCCGCAUCAAUCUCUUUUGCAUGAAAGAAGGCCCCGACGGUUUGCACCGUGUCCCGCGAUUCCCUCUCGACAGCCUCCCGUACCCGCCCCUCAUCGUUCGCCGCCGCGUUCUCUGCUGCACUGUCCCCACAUGUCCCUGCCAGCAGGGCGGGCCGUGCGCCACUGCGGCUGCCGUCGAGGCCCAGGAGACAGGAGACACCCUGCCGAAGCGAACGGUGGGGGGAUGUGUGUCUUGGGUCGCGAAGCCAGAAGACGGCAAGCGCGCGCCCGACAGUGCAGGAGCCCAGAGUGCGUUGCGAGCGAAUUCCCUGACCCUCCCCGUCGCCGCCCAAGGUGUCUCAGGAGUGGCGUAUAUCUCUCCUGUGGCCGCGGGCUCCAAUCUUGGAGGGACGGCCGGUGCGGCCUUGCCGCCUCCUCCCCACUUGAAAGCCGACUCGCGUUCUCGCAAUCUUCCCACGGGCCCCACGUCUCCUCUCCACCCUUCAGGCUCUUUCCAGGUGUCUCCUCUGCUCCUCGGUGUCCCCUCCCAUCUUUCCGCGCCUCACGUCCUGGUAGAGGAGACAGACCUAGUCGGCGCGCAGGCACUUGGCCACUUGCGGGCCGCAUCCUCGGCGGGCCUCGUGCACCCUGCCCUCUCGGUGGCUUCGACGCGUCCAGUCCCCGGAGUCGCGGGCAUGCCGAGUUUUGUUUCUCCUCUCGCCUCGCACCAGGACACGCACAACGUUCAUCCAGUCCCCGGUGCGCCUUUGCACCCUGUCUUGUAUCCUUCGGGAGCUCUCUCUGGUCCUCUUGAAAGGGCGCGAGAAGGAAGCGAGGGCGCGCCUGUGUUGCUGCAUGCGCCAAAUCUCCUGCUUCCACUUCCGACGCACUCCGCCACUGCAUCGGGUAUCGCCGCUUCUCUGACACCCCCUCAGUCUCUGCCUCUCGCUUCUUCUGGUCGGCCUUGCGGAGGAUCAGGCGAGCACUUUUCCGCUUCGCCUUUCCAUCGACAGCCGAUCUCUAGCCCGCGACUCGUGUACGCGGGCGAAACGUCCCCUGCGCCUCUUGUUUUCUCCCCACAUCCUCAGACAGCCAUCGAGAAGAGAGUGACGGAAGAACCAGAAGCUGUGCUGUCGGGUCUUCGGGCGCCAGGAGGCCUGGGCUGUGGAGACUCCGUCGAGAUCAGGGCUCCGGUUGUUAUUCCCAACCAUUACAAUCCCCUGGCGCGUGACUGGCCUUCCCCGGUCGCUGUUCGCAAUCCUGCUUUAGAGUCAGAAACCCGAUCGCAACUGCAGUUCUUCCCGCACCCUAGCGCCUCCUUCGCCGCGACUCCGGCCGCGAUUGCUCCUUUUCAAAGUGGAGACCAACCGCCUCUGCCCCGCGGCGCCCCGUCAGGGGUCUCUUCUCUGUCGCCGCGGCCGUUGGGCUUUGCUGCGGUCGGAGAGGGCGCGACCGAGCUCCGGGGCUUUCCCGCGCGUGCGCGCGUCGUCGCAGAAGUCUGCUACGAGGCCCGACACAAGAACCUAUUUGACCGAGUCCCCCUCCUGGGCUCAGACUUUGCAAACCUCCCCGUGCUCGAUGUGCGCCAGGUCGGCAGCGACGAGAGCGAGGGCCUCUUGAGACAUGCGAGGACUCACGCGUGUCUCCAAGAGGCGAGAGGCUCUUUAGGGGCGGCGCUUUGCUCUGAGCGCGGACGCCCGUGGGGCCGCGAACCGCGAGAAACACACGCGAGGUCGCCUCCUUUCGCGCCGCUCACGGCUGCCUCUUCCUUCACAUCUUCACCUCUCGACGCGGAUCGCGUUGGAAACGCCCAAGACCGAGACGGAGGCCCAAGCCCGAUGCCGAGUGGCGUGGGGGGGCUGAUGAUUGCAGCGAGGCCGGUCCCGACCUCUACCUCCCCGCGCCCGUCGUCUUUCCUUCCUCCGCCUCUUCCUCAGUCGAGAGGAAACAGCGAGAGACGCCGCGUGCCGUCUCUGUCUCGAGUGCCGGUGCCGGAGACUGAGCAGCGGCCGAGCAGAAGCGUCAGUCCGGACUCCGAGCGCUGGCUGCGGCGAGGGACUCCAGCUGAGGAACGGCGCAGCCAGUCUCCGCAUCUCAGCGAAGCGAAGGCCUUCAAUGGAAUCCCCGGCGUCUCCUCCGGAGAACCUCUAGGCUCGGACGCUCGACGCGGCUCGGCUUCUGCAUGCGCCGAGGGCGGUCCUUUAGCUCCGCCUUGUUUGGCCUCUCCGGAGGCGCAUUCGCCGCUGCAUGUGCAUCGGCCUCGGGCGCUCUGGAUGAGGGACGCGAGUCGUGGAAGAACGGAGCGCGAGGCAGGGCGAUCUCUUGAGCGUCCGCAAAUCCGCCCGUCGGAAGAGGCAGGAGACGGUCGCAGACCCGCUCGUUCAGAAUCAUCUCGCGAGAAAUGCCAUGAGGCUCCGCCUCUCGCGAGCGAGAGGACCGAGAACGCCUCGCUCGGCUCGCUUCCUGCGAAUCUCUCGCGCGAAGAACUCGACGGGUUGCAGCGAGGUCUGCGGUUGGCCAGCUUUGAGAAAUUCUGCAUCCUGCAGCGUCUGAGUCAGGCGGGGGGCGGGCCCCGAGAGACGACCCUCGAGGGGAAAGCUGAAGAGACACCGGACGCGGCGGGCGACCGGCUGUUUGUUCGGUACGAACUGGGGCGCGUCGAGCGGGAUUUCGCCGAGGCCAUAUUCGCCCCGUUCCUUUACACCUUUUGCUUUCUUCUCGAAAAGCGAACCGGGCCCCAGGCCGCGUCGGCGCCUUCCCUCCCAGCAUUUCCGCCCCAGGACGGCACGGCUCCAGUCUCGCCGCUGGGUGCUCUGCGCGUCCUCCAGGACGCGUUUGCCCUCCUCACGAAACCCGACGCGUUGUCCUCGCCAACGUCGCACGCGAGCAAAGACGCGCUCGACUUGGCCGCGGAAGUCGCGCGCGUGCUCUGUCCGGCGCCGUUUCGCCCUGGCCGAGUCAUCGCCUUCGUUUGCUGUCUCCACUGGCUGCGGGAGCGUGGCCGAACUCUGCGGCGCGGAGCGGAAGGCGCGCUCCAGGCCCCCGAAGAGGGCCUCGACGACAGCUACAGUCUCCUGCCUCUCUUGCCGUUCUCGCUCGGAGACCGCCUGGAGGCCAGCGAGGUCGCCCACGUGGUCGGUCCCUCCAUUCGGGCAGUCAUGCGGCAGAUGGAAGCAGGCUUCGACGCACUUCUCUCGGGAGCGCGCGAGGGAGAAGAAGCCCCGGCGAGGCAGGAGCAGCGCGCCCCCGGACUCGCCGAGGGCGGGCGAUGCCCAGCCACUCACGAGGCGCACCGAGAGUUGAGCGAGGUCGGUGUAGCGGAGCCUUUGAACGCCAAGAUGCGCGGCAAGUCGGCUGCCUGGUCGAGAGACGAGGAGCUCGAGAGAAGAAUGGCGACAAGGACAACUGCAGGGGACUCUCGGGGAUGGAGUUGCCUGAGCUUCCAGUCUGUCUCGGCCUCCCACGGCGAAGCGGGCCGCACAGGCACCGAAGACGCCGACCAGUUCUCUGCCUGCCAAGUGCCCGUGGCGGCGUCGGAUAAAACCGCGUCCCUUCCUGGAAAGGCGACGCACGCCUCGGUGCUGUCGUGUUUAAGUGCGAUUCCUGCGUGUGGGUCACCUGCCGCGCUUCGAGUUCAGAGCGCCGCGUUCGUACCCUCCUCUGUUGUCGCGCGGCCUGCGUCCGCGUUCUGCGCGCCUCUCGGGCCAUUCUCUGCGCCGGGCGUGAGCCGCCGCGCACUGCCCCAGAGGCUCCAGAGCGCGGGAGAGAAAGACCGAGACAGAGGCCUCGGCUCCUCCCUAUCGAGCGCCGAGAGUCUCCAGGAGCCUCGCCCGCGAUCCCGCGGAGGCGAGCCGACGUUCACAAGUUUGACGGCGCAGGCAGCGGCGAGUGCAGCUGAGAAGGUGGGUCGCCAGGUGUUUCGGGGCGAGAAGGAAAGAGACGUCGAGGAGGCAGAGUUUGGAGACGAGCGACGCGGCCUCGCGCUGAACAGGGGCGAAAACGACGAACAAGCAGCCACCCGACACGCGUCGGCAGGCAAAGGCAGAAGAGGCCUCUUGCCCACGCCGAAACCGGUUUUGCCGGAUCUCGGUGUCUUGACAGCUGGUGGCCGAGGAGAGCGCGGGCCGCUACCGCACGACGCGGCGUCCCGCCUCUCGAGUGCGAGCCGCAGCGUCUCUGGAAGCGAGGGGUUUGCUUCCCUUUCGAUGCAUGCACCCGCCCAUCUUCUGCAAGACGGCAGUUUCUCGGGCGCAGAAGGCCAGACCUGUGGCCCGACCCCGGAGCAGUCGCGCCCUCAAGGCCAUGCAAGCCACUUUGAAACGCUGCCGGAAAUCCGACCUUCUGACAGACUCCCGCGGAGCCGCCGCCCCACUCUGGUCCCCCCGCAGCGUUCGCCAGGCGCGCCCUCUUCUUCCGGCGUCUCCUGCUCUAGAGGUUUUCCCAGCGCUCCCCGAUCUGAAGCGAGUCAAGGCCUUUCCGUCCAGGGGUUCAGUCCCGAGGAACACGGCGCGCCUCGCUACUUCACCGCGCGUUUAUCGAGCGAGAGGAGCCGUCCAGUGACUCGUGGCGAGAACAACGGAGAGGGUUCUGCCUGCAUGUCCGACGAGGCGACGCUCCCGAGACGCAUGCACGAGCGGCCUGUGGCCGGCGCGAGACCGUCGCGCUCGUUGCUUUCUGACUCUCUCGGGUCUCUCGUCGAGGACAUUGUUGCGACGCCUCCCCUGAGUUACUCUGGGUUCACGACUCCGGUCGCGGGGUGUCCAGAACAGGCAGGCCUGAAAUCGACCGGAGGAGCAGGGGUGGGUCACCUUCCUUCUCUCAGCAGCGCCCCAGGGAGACAAGCGAGUCUCUUGUCCCCGGAGACAGAGGCCCAGAUCUGCCGGCACGCGCCUAGCUUCGUCUCGCCUCCGACCGCGAGGGCCCCUGAGGAGACAGGCCGCGCGAGUGGCGUCGGGGAAUCCCACCCGAGGACGACACCCGUCGGAGCCCGUCAAGCGUUCCGACAGGCCGCGUGGGCACCUUCGCAGGCUUCUGAGGCGGUUUCUGGGCCUUUCUCGGGUGUUGAAACGCGAAGGGAGUUGACAGAGCCUCAGCGGAGCUCACUGCCUCUCCGGCGGUCGCCCAGUCUCGUUUUCCGGACCUCGCCUCGCGCGGAGUCAGGUUCUGCGCACCAUCUUCCCGAGACGAAGGAAGAGACAGGAAAGCCGCAGAGCCUGAACCCUCACUGGAAGGCAGGAACACACGACUGCAAGUCGCGGCAGGGGAGGGACGCGAGGGCAGAAGAGGGCGGGAGAACGGUGGAAGCAGAGUAUUCGGAGAUUUCCCGAUGUGUCUCGCCUCUGGAAGAACUCCUGAUGGCUGAGAGAGAACUUUUCUUCUCACCAGCUGCACUCCUCACCGACUCUGCCCCGGAGACUCGAGGCGCAGUCUCGCAAGGCGAACCUUCCACCUGGCGGCACAGCGGACACAGAGAACAAGAGCGAGGAAAGUUGGCACGCGGCGGUGUGAGCCAGUCGCCGCCUUAUUCGCCGUCCGCUUUGUCCAACAGUUUAGCAGAGUUCUUUAUCGGACCCACGCGGCCGUCGUCUCUGCAUGCGGAGUGCUCGCCUGCGUUGCCGCCUCGGCCUUUCUCGCCCCCCUCUUGUGAGGUCCGCCUGGAGGCCCGAGUCAACGAAGGCGGCAACGACGCAUGCAUGCCCUCACUUCCUCCCCUUCAGAAGCUCUCACAGGCGGACUUGCUGGACCUGGACGAAGACGGCGAAGAGACCGCCAAAGACGCAGAGCCGGCAGAUGGACCUGUCGAGGGCCUGUCCACCCGAUUGAACGCCUCUGAGACGCGCGGCGCGGAGCCUGUCAACUGCUCGGCCUCACCUAGGCUGGCCGCCGUGCCAGCCGAAGGUUCAACAACUCCUUCGCCUCUCAGCACACUGUCGCGCUAUGCCUCUGUUUCGUCGCUUCCUCGCUCCGCGGCGGAUCGUCUCGGCUCCUCAUCGCUCCCGCCCCACACUGCCGAGACUGCACGGCAAGCGGCGGUCUCUGGCGAGGCACCAGCUGCGGCUCAUCUAGGCUGCAGCCGACUCCACGAGCAAGAAGGUGCGCGUGUCGGCGCUGAGACAUCCAAGCCUCCGCAGCAUUUCCUGGGAACUCGACUGGAUUUGGAAACCCCAAAAUCAGGAGACAUCCAAGGCGCCACAGCAGCCAUUGCGCAUGCAGCGGCUGUUCGAGCCUUUAAAGCGGCUCAGGAGAACGAGACUGCCCAGUGUCUUGAGGAGGGCCGCAUGGCUGUGGCAGCUGCGGCUGCGGCGGCUGCGGCCGGAGGCACGCGCCACUAUCAGGAAGAAACGGAAGGCAGUCUGGGACGCUCCAGGCGCCGCUCUUCUUUUCUCGAGGACCACUUUGAAGGCCAGGGAGAGAGGCGGGAAGGUAACGAGGCGGGGCGACUGGGGCACGUGCAAGAGACACCUUCGUUCUGGAAGAAACGCGGCCUCGCAGCGGCUGCUGCCGCCGCAGCAGAGGCCAGGGCGGAAAGGAGGAACCAGGAAAAGGAGUUGAUAUCGAGAGAUGCUCUCGUUUCGCAUGUGGGAAGGCCAGCCUGGGACCUCGAUCGCGUGUCCCCAGACGAGAGUUCCGAGGAAGCCUCGACCGCUGGAGGGUCUGCCCACGUAAGUUUUCGCCUCGGAGACCGCACGUGUGAGGGCGGGGAGGCCCCGCGAGUCCGUCUUUCCCAGGCACUCGAGAAUUCUGCGCAUGCGUGCGAAGAACAAGACGAGGACAAGGCUGACGUGCGCGCCGAUACUUUUCAGAGCCAGGAAGUCGAGCGAGAGAACGGACCUCUCGCCGGCUCCCAUCGUUCUCGUGAAAAACCCGUCUCGUCUGUUUCGCCUAGAGCCAAGGAAGACGGUGAAGAUGAGGAAGAGCUUUCCGCCACGGGGUUUGCGCAUUCCCCGCGGCACGCGGAGAUGGAAGUCACAGGGGAGAGAGAACACACCGGCCAGCUGUCCGAUUUGGCCGGAGAGCCAACCGACGGUGAGACCGAGAGACGCGAGAACGCGAAAGUGUCUCGGAAGGACUCCGACCUCUGGAAAGGGAAAGGUGAAUCGGUCAAGUUGCGAAGCGAAGUCCAACGAGGAGGCUGGGAGGAAGGCGACAAGAGUUGUGAACCCUUCGGCAGGCAUUCUCGAAAUUUGACUGUCUCUACAGAUGAUGCCAACGAGGGCGAAGAGCCUGGCUGUCGCCCUGGAGGGAAAGAUCCUCUUCCAGUCUCUCUUGAAGGCCGCGAAUUGGGCCAUGGUCGCGCUGAAUGUGAGAAACCCGCGUCACUGGGUGUUCCUGAUCCCCUUGCAGAUGAACAGUGA